CACACACACACACUCCUCGACGUCGCCCACUAAAAGCAAGGCGCCAAACCAUAGGCGCUGUGUCGUCGGGUAAACGGGCCCAAGACCAUUGUGUUUUUCAACUCCGUUGGUGUGAAGCCAGGAGUGUGUUGAGGUCAGCGAAGGAGGACAGGACAGAAAAGCAGCGACUGUUGUUGUGAGAGAGAUUCCGCUUGGAGAGAACGAAGAUGCCGCCCAUCAAACACCAAGUGGUUUCGCCUUCGGCGGGCAUCUCGUGCCACGCGUGGAACGCCGACAAGUCUAUGCUGGCGCUGUGCGCGAACGACAACCGGCUGCAGAUCUACGAGGGGUGCAACAGCCCGAGCUUUGCGUCCUGGCGCCUGGCCCACGUGCUGGAAGAGCACGACCUGGUCAUCUCCGGCAUCUCCUGGUCCCCCGUGACCAACAAGAUCGUCACCUGUUCGCACGACCGAAACGCCUUCGUAUGGUCCUACGACGCCGCGCAGGCCAAGUGGAAUCCGAUCCUGUGCGCCCUGAUGCUCACCCGCGCCGCCUUGGACGUACAUUGGAGCCCAUCAGGGACGAAGUUUGCGUGCUCAAGCGGGGCGAAGACCAUCGCCGUCAGUCGAUUGGACACUUCGCAAGGGAGCGAUUGGUACGUGAGCAAGCUCAUCAAGGGUCACAAGUCAACGGUCCAGAAGGUGGCAUGGCAUCCUAACGGUCUAGUACUUGCUACCGCGUGCACGGACUUCAAAUGCCGGGUUGUGUCGGCGGUGGUUGAGGAGGUGGAUACAAACCCCGACCCGAGACCGUUCGGGACUGUCAAGCCCUUCGGAGAGGCCUACCACCAGUUCUCUUGCGGAGGCUGGGUGACGGCGGUGGCUUGGUCGCCCUCUGGCUCCAUCCUGGCGUAUGCGGGUCAGGACUCGACCAUCCACUUCGUACACUUCGACCCCAGCGGGGCUGUUGGCGAGCAGAGGGUGAGGUACGCCCUCCUCCCCGUGUCCAGCCUGGCUUUCCUCAGCGAGAAGGCGGUGGUCGGGGGGGGGCACGACAUGAACCCCUUGGUGUUCACGGCGAACUCCUCCGGACAAUGGUCGUUCCUCCGUAGGCUGGACGAGAAGUCCACCGGUCCGGCGAAGGCGGAGGGGGCCGUGAGCUCCAUGUCCGCGGCGAGAGCGAUGUUCCAGGCCAAGACCACCCGGGGUCAGGCGUCCUCCGGCGGAGCGGGCAAGGACUUGUGGACACAACACGCCAACGCCAUCGUCGGCAUCGAGGGCAUGGGGCGGGCGGGAGACCCGACUUGUUCGAAGCUGUCGACGUGCGGCUUAGACGGAAGGCUGGUCGUCUGGGAGAUCCCCACCCUCGACAUCGACAUGCAAGCCCUUGGCCUGUAGGGCCUCGUGUGGGGGGCUGUUGCUGCGUAAGAACUCGACGCGCUGCCGGUGCAAGAGCUUGAACUCUGUGUUAGCCGACUUGUUGCGACCCGGAGGAACUCUUCGCUUUUCCCGUGAACCAGCAUCUCCUUGGUCCUGCUGGCAUGUUGGUGUUGACCCCCAUCAUGUGUGUGUUUUUUCACGUGUGCUCUGCAUACAUAGGCGUUGUACGGAUGGUUCGGCGAGAUGUCGACUAGAAAUUGCACUGCCCGUAAGUGACCGCCAGCUCCGGUGUGGAAACUGGCGCGCCAUCCUUUUCGCGAGGGGCUGGAUGAAAGUUCGGUGUUAGGGAUGCCAGCGGCGCCUUCCGUCGUGUUGUAUGGCCUCCUUCCGAGGGCUGGUUUUGUUCGUUGAUUUAUCUCCUGAAACUUUCGGCGGACACCCAGUUUCUUUUGCCAACGUAGGUUUCCUGACCUUGAGGAGGGCAUUAUGUCUGUGUUUGUGUCUUGUUAGAGGACCCAUCGUCGAUACAGCAGAAGUGUACCCGGAAAGUAUGCCAACCUGGCUUUAUUUUUCCUCUUUUUCGUCGUUCAUCGUCGGUCUCAGUCUCUCCGAGCUCCGGCACGGCUUUUCACCCCAGGGCUGAGCCUGAAACAAGCUGCUUCCUGGUUAGUGGUGUAAGGCCGGGGCGAUUAACUUGUACCUGCGGCGGUGGCGGGCUUGACGGCGAUCGGGUGUUCCGUACGGGUGGCGGUCGACCCCCUUGAACCCCCCGAUGCAAGUGGCAAUACAUCACCUUCGGCCCCUCUCUACAACAGGGGGAAGGGGAAGAGUCAGAUUCUGUAAGAAAAGCGAUAAUUUUCACUAUUUUGGGAAUGAAUGUUGUACAUGCAUGUCUGUUACGUUUCCCCCCUGUCCGUGAGGCCAAAAAGGUAGAACGAAAUCGUCAACGUCGUAUCGAUCGGGUAAAACUUGGGCAACCUUCUCAACAAUGCCGAUCGAGAGGGCUAAAUGCUGCCCCACCAGCAGCGUGGAGUUCGCCAAGCAAGGCGAAUUUCGGAGUUUCUGUGUUUCUUUUUCUUGCUGCUGUGUGUUGUUUCAUGAUGCGUGAGUGCGGCGAUGAUAUGUAGACUCGUGGUAGACGAUACGCCAGACGACAUACAGCGUGGUGGGUGUAUAGCACAAGCCGAGCACAAGCAUGUAUGAUCAUGGGCCAUCAUCAUGAGGUCCAAGAAAAGCUUGAGAAUAUGUGAAUACUUACACAAGGGUAGUGUACCGGCUGUGCGAUCAGUGUACGCAGAUAGGCAGGAAGAGAGCCGUGUAAACUCUUGCACCUCUGAUAUUUUUCAAAUCAGCAAGAUCGUGUUACAUUAUAUGCCACGCA
Ectocarpus sp. CCAP 1310/34 is the source of this 2739-nucleotide messenger RNA. Lineage: Eukaryota; Phaeophyceae; Ectocarpales; Ectocarpaceae. The record is from the annotation of a GenBank genome assembly.